UAAAGAUGCUGUUUUUUUAAAGAAGAAAGUAAAGACACAAAGAUUGAAGCAUUCUUGGUCAAAUGUGAAGAUACUGAAGAACAAACCAAGAUGAAGUUUAUUAAAGAGGAGAGUAAAAACAUAAAGAUUGAAGAAACAUUCAGAGUCAAACAUGAAAAUACUGAGGAAAAAACAAAGAUGGAGUUUAUCAAAGAGGAGAGAAAAGACAUAAAGACUGAAGAAACAUUCAGAGUCAAACAUGAAGAUACUGAGGAACAAACAAAGAUGGAGUUUAUUAAAGAGGAGAGAAAAGACAUAAAGAUUGAAGAAACAUUCAGAGUCAAACAUGAAGAUACUGAGGAACAAACAAAGAUGGAGUUUAUUAAAGAGGAGAGUAAAGACAUAAAGAUUGAAGAAACAUUUAGAGUCAAACAUGAAGAUACUGAGACACGAACAGACCUGAUGACACUGAAAGAGAAGAGUCAAGAAUUCAGUAAAAAGGAAGAUAAUGUUCACCUUGAGAAAUAUGGUUCAAUGACUGGAGAAAAAUCAUUUAGCUGCUCACAUACUGAAAAGAAUUCACGAAAAAAAGCUCAAAAGACAGCAAACAGAAGUUACUUCCCAUGCCAACAGUGUGGGAAAAGUUUCAACAAAAAGGGAAAUUUUGAAGUCCACAUGAGAGUUCACACUGGAGAAAUGCCUUACACCAACAAACUGUGUAGAAAGAGUUUCAUUCGAAGAGCAAACUUUAAAAAUCAUGUGAGAGGUCACACUGAAGAGAAACCUUUUGUCUGCCAACAAUGUGGAAAAAGAUUUACUGAAAUAGGGUACCUUAAUCUUCACAUGAAAAUUCACACUGGAGAGAAGCCUUUCACCUGCCAACAAUGUGGAAAGAGCUUUGUUCGAAAAUAUAAUCUUAAAAACCACAUCAGAGUUCACAGUGGAGAGAAGCCUUACACCUGCCAGCAGUGUGGAAAAAGUUUUACACAUAAACAACAACUUGAUGGCCACAUAAGAAUUCAUACCGGAGAGAAGCCUUUUACCUGCCAACAAUGUGGAAGGAGAUUUGCUCAAAAAGGAAACCUUAGAGACCACAUGAGAAUUCAUACUGGAGAGAAACCUUACACAUGCCAGCAGUGUGGAAAAAGUUUCAGUAAAAGUGGAACCCUUCAGAGGCACAUUAGAAUUCACACUGGGGAGAAACCUUACACCUGCAAACAGUGUGGAAAGAGCUUCAUUAGAAAAUCAAACCAUAAACACCACAUGAUAAUUCAUACUGGAGAGAAACCUUUUAUCUGCCAACAAUGUGGAAAGAGAUUCGCUCGUAAAGGAAACCUUACAGACCACAUGAGAAUCCAUACUGGAGAGAAACCUUUCACUUGCCAGUGUGGAAAGAGAUUCACUCAAAGAGGAAACUUUAGAAAACACAUGAAAGUUCACACUGGAGAGAAGCAGUUUACAUGUGAUCAGAGUUUCGGAUGUGAAGUAGCACCAGUGUGAUUGCUCUUACUGGUAGCAAUAUCCUUGCCUGUGAAAUCCUUUUUUUUUUUGAUGACAAUGAUGACUGUUAAUCAUGGUUACAAAAAUGCAAAAUGACAGUUAAAGGCAGUUCAUCACUGAAUUCAUAAGACAUGAGACCACCGAGCCAUAAACUAAUCCACUGCUCUAAAUCCCGGUUUAGUGAGGAAA
Carassius auratus (goldfish) is the source of this 1668-nucleotide messenger RNA. RefSeq names its product zinc finger protein OZF-like. The record is from RefSeq and is a predicted model, not a curated record. The coding region runs from base 91 to 1479 and encodes 462 amino acids. Gene Ontology annotation, molecular function: DNA-binding transcription factor activity, RNA polymerase II-specific; RNA polymerase II cis-regulatory region sequence-specific DNA binding. Gene Ontology annotation, biological process: regulation of DNA-templated transcription. The transcript is spliced from 2 exons. Lineage: Eukaryota; Metazoa; Chordata; Actinopteri; Cypriniformes; Cyprinidae.